Messenger RNA from Erythranthe guttata (spotted monkey flower), 2549 nucleotides. The record is from RefSeq and is a predicted model, not a curated record. Lineage: Eukaryota; Viridiplantae; Streptophyta; Magnoliopsida; Lamiales; Phrymaceae.
UAAUUUGUUAUUUUUAGGAAUGUCUACUUUAUGUUGUUGGUUUGUUUGGUUGCCAGAAAAAAAAAAUCAGGGUCGAUGUUUUGAUCAUUUAUUUGUUCCAUAUGUUCUCUCAUUUCUGUUUGGUUUUUAUGUGAAUAUCUAGUUAAAUGUGUGUUCACAUUGCCCACCAUUUAUCCUUAAAAAACUACUUUAUGGAUGGAGGCCCUUUUCAUAGAAAUAUUUCUAUGUAACAACGGUUUCGACUAUGUGAUUAUAUACAUUCAGUUUACUAAAAAUGGUGGGAGAAACAAUGGUUUCGACAAUGUGAUUAUAAGAUAACAACGGUUAUCUUAUGAAACUUGAGAUUACAUUUUCUUAUUAGCUGUGUUUUCCAUUGCUUAUGGAUAUUGAUGGCAAACAAUUAUAUACUAUCCCAGCAUGCUAUCAUAAUACCUUAGUGUUGUUUCUUGCACAUCUUUCUUUCUGUUUUUGCAGAACAUGUUGAUAUGGUUGAGAAGAUGAUAUUGUGCUUAGUCUCGUCAAAUUUAGAUGAAUAAUUAGGCAAUAAAAAGAGGGCGACAUUGGCCCCUUCCUCUUCUACUGCAAUUUUUCCACAAGCAUUGAUUAGGGAAUUUGUUUCUAUUCAAAAACGGAUCCUGUCAUCCCAUCACCUCUUAUUUGGAGGACUCGAGCACUUUUUACAACAUUCGAUCCGUGGCAGUUUCUCACUUCCACCUAUAUAAUAGGGUUAUUUUAUGUUUGUGUUUCCAGAAGUUGCUGCAAACAAUUAUUGCCUCUGUUUUAGCGCUUCUACUUUUCACUUGUUGGAGCUCUCUUAUCUGCAGUGACUGUAUUUUAUUUAUUGUUAUGUUGAUCAGUAUUAUCAAACUUCAUUUUUUUUUCAUUGAUUCUUUAGGAGGCUUUCCCACUCGGUGGUUUCUGGAGUUGUGAAAUUGAUUUUCGAAUCAUCUACAAAGAAAAAGGUACUGGUUGUCGCCAUACAUGAAACCAAAAGAGAAUGAAGAGCAUAUCUCUCCCGAAGCGCUACGUCAUAGUAAUGUUAACCUUCAUAUGCACUUGUGUGUGCUACAUAGAAAGAGUGGGCUUCUCCAUUGCAUACACCGCUGCUGCUGAUGCUGCUGGUGUAGAUCAAUCAAGCAAAGGAAUGAUACUCUCCACAUUCUACUACGGUUACGCAUGUUCACAAGUCCCCGGUGGUUGGAUUGCCCAAAAAAUCGGAGGAAGGCGAGUUCUCCUCUUCUCUUUCCUUCUAUGGUCUCUCACUUGUGCUUUUGUGCCGCUCGAUCCAAACCGAGUCACAGUUUUGGUCAUAGCUCGCUUGCUCGUCGGAGUAGCACAAGGGUUCAUCUUCCCCUCCAUUCACACCGUGCUAGCUCAGUGGGUCCCACCCCACGAAAGGUCUAGAUCUAUUUCUCUCAUGACUUCCGGCAUGUAUUUUGGUGCGGCAGCGGGAAUGCUCAUGCUCCCGAACCUAGUCAAGUUGCGGGGCCCACAAUCGGUAUUUGUAGUCGAAGCUAUUUUAGGUGCGAUAUGGUCUUUACUUUGGUUCAUGUACGCUAGCGAUCCACCUCGUUCUGAUCUUCCAAUCAAAGGGAAGCAAAAGACGAAAGGGGAAAACGGGGUUAGAACAAUGCAGAAUAUUCCGUGGAAGAGGAUUGUUUUGAGUUGGCCGAUUUGGGCGAUAGUGGCGAAUAACUUCACGUUCCACUACGCGCUUUACGUGCUGAUGAAUUGGCUUCCUACGUAUUUCGAGAUGGGGCUGAAUAGUAGUCUUCAAGAAAUGGGGUCCACUAAGAUGAUGCCGUAUCUGAACAUGUUUAUAUUCUCGAAUAUUGGCGGUGUGAUUGCGGAUCACUUGAUCACGAGGAGGAUACUGACGGUGACUAACACGAGGAAAGUUUUAAACACGGUGGGGUUUGUGGUAGCUUCUUUUGCACUGAUGGCACUUCCGUUAUUCAGAACGGCGGAUGGGGUUGUACUGUGUGCUUCGGUGGCGCUCGGUUUUUUGGCACUGGGGAGAGCUGGAUUUGCGGUGAACCAUAUGGAUGUGGCUCCAAGAUAUGCUGGGAUUGUGAUGGGGGUUUCUAAUACUGCCGGUACCUUAGCGGGUAUAGUUGGAGUUGAUCUCACGGGGCGGCUUCUAGAAGCUGCUAAGAAUGCACGGUUGGAUCUGACGAGUCCAGAUAGUUGGAGGGCGGUUUUUCAAAUCCCGGCAUGGCUGUGUAUCUUUAGCUCUUUUGUGUUUCUUUUACUGUCCACAGGGGAGAAGAUUUUCGAUUGACUGACAACAGAAGGUAAUAUUUUAGUAAAAUGUUUGGGCAGCAUUAAAGAAUUAAUAUCCAUAUAAAUGUAGAGAGCAUUAUCAAAGUAUAUAAAUAGUUUGAAUAUGAGUUUAAGUUGAUUGUAGUAAUCUCAGAACUCAUAUAAUUUUGAUUGUCUGGAUUAGAAUAAGAGACGCGUUUUGUUUUGUAUGUUUAAUUUGAAUUUGUGUAUUCCUUGUACACUAUUAGUAUUAGUAAUAGAUUGUUUGAAUUAAAUAUGUUAAUUAA